Molecule: messenger RNA, 1575 nt
Organism: Phaedon cochleariae (mustard beetle)
Lineage: Eukaryota; Metazoa; Arthropoda; Insecta; Coleoptera; Chrysomelidae
Source: the annotation of a GenBank genome assembly
AUGUCGCAUUGUGACAUCGCCGCGACCGCUAUGUCACGUAACCGCACCACUCGGCCGAAAAACCUCACCCGCACCCAAUCGUCAGGCAGACACCGGGCGACGUACCCUUGGCAACGCCGCCGCAGCCGAUUCGUCUUAGCGUCGGCCAGUUUCGUCGGCCGCCGCCGUCAGUUUCAGUCAGUCAGUGAGAGUGCUUCGUUGAUGGCGCAGGCCAGGCGCUUGUGUUGUUCGCGGGCCGGCGGCGGCAGCGGAAGCGGGGGGGUGCCCUCCGUUCCCGCUACGGUAGGGGCCGCCCUCCUGCUGAGGGGCCCUGGGCCGCCGCCGAAGCGUCCCGACGCUCUGUUGGACGUCGCGGCUAAAGUCGUCGCCGAGAAUAUACCCUUCCAGAGGAUAGAGGAGCGGUACGACCGCAUUCCUGAGCCCGUGCAGAGGAGGAUCGUUUUUUGGUCGUUUCCGAGAAACGAAAGAGACAUUUGCAUGUAUUCGUCGUUGUCGCGAGUGCCGGCCGUCAAUUCGAACGGGGAGCCGCAAAAUUUGUCCUUCUGCAAGGGAUUGAAGCUGCUCGAAACGGGGUGUGUCGACGGAGUUCUACAAGUCGUGGACCAAGUUCGAGGUAUUCAGUUCGAUCACGUGAAAAGUCAAGUCUAUGUGAAACUGGUGUCGAAUAUUGUACUGCAAGCAACAUUGGCGAAGUUUGAACAGGGUCCUGCCCUUUUCGAAGACGAAGAUGGUAUCCACGAAGUUGGGGUUACAGAAGCAACGGACGAGAUAUUGGUUCGUGUUUAUGAUUUUCCAUUCGAAAUGCCAAACGAGAAAAUCAGAUGCGAGCUUUCCAAAUAUGGUACAGUGACUUCAAUAAGGAAUGAGUCAUGGAGGGGUGAAGGCAUGUAUGUAGUAGAAAGUGGAGUCAGACAAGUGAAGAUAAACAUGAAGAGACACAUACCAUCAUUUAUUCGGAUUGAUGGUACCACAUCCUUGGUAUCAUAUCCUAACCAGAUCCGAACAUGCAUGAUCUGUGAAGACCCUGGACACAUCAGAAGGGACUGUCCCAAACGACCAGUGAACAGAAUACAUGAAAUAAGACGCCCAAAUGUUCCGUAUAUAGUGCCUGAGCAAACACAUCAGCAGCAAUUGACUGUUGACAGCAUACCGCCAAUAGUCCCGAGUGUUAGAGAAGAAGUACAUGAAAUAACUGCAUGUACAGAAGAUGACAGUGAGAACUUAGACAGGGAGACAGUGACUGACGAAAUUCUUAAUGAACCGGAAAGGUUAUUAGAAGAAGGAAGUAAUCCAGAUUCAAUAGAGCCAGUUUUGGAUGUUGAAUCACACGACCGUAUUGAAGAACCGCAGUAUACCCCAGUUACGAGGAAGGAGAAGAAACAAAGAAAAAGAAAUUUAACGAAAAAUGAGCAGUCAACCAGUGAAGAAGAGAAGAAGGUUCCAAAGCUGAAGAUAAACCUGAAACAAAAAGAUGCAUUCAUGGAAUACGAGUACAACGAAGUUAGUAAGGACAGAGAGAAAAGUGGUAGGGGUGAGUCAGUUUUGCCAGAUUAUAGUGUGAACGAAUUUUAUUAA